AUGGAAGACACCACUGCCCCAAUCACUAAAUCUGAAGCUGCCAAGUUAGCUAAGAAAAAUUUCCUUGAAGCUCUAAAGUCAAAUGACUUUGGAAAAUUGAAGGCUAUUUUAAUCAAAAGACAAAUAGAUGUGGACACAGUUUUUGAAGUUGAAGAUGAGAACAUGGUUUUGGCAUCUUAUAAACAAGGUUAUUGGUUGCCUAGUUAUAAAUUAAAAUCUUCCUGGGCCACAGGCCUGCACCUGUCUGUCUUGUUCGGGCAUGUGGAAUGCCUUUUGGUGCUACUGGACCACAAUGCCACAAUCAACUGCAGACCCAAUGGGAAGACCCCUCUUCACGUGGCGUGUGAAAUGGCCAAUGUGGACUGCGUGAGGAUCCUCUGUGACCGUGGAGCCAAGCUCAAUUGCUACUCCCUCAGUGGACACACAGCCUUGCACUUCUGUACCACACCAAGCUCCAUUCUCUGCGCCAAGCAAUUGGUGUGGCGAGGGGCGAACGUGAACAUGAAGACCAACAAUCAGGACGAGGAGACGCCCUUGCACACGGCGGCCCACUUUGGGCUCUCGGAGCUAGUGGCCUUCUACGUGGAACACGGGGCCACCGUGGAUAGCGUGAACGCCCACAUGGAGACUCCAUUGGCCAUUGCCACCUACUGGGCGCUUCGCUUUAAAGAGCAGGAGUAUAGCCCGGAGCAUCACCUCAUCUGCCGCAUGCUGUUGGACUACAAGGCCGAGGUCAACGCCCGUGAUGAUGACUUUAAGUCUCCCCUGCACAAGGCGGCCUGGAACUGUGACCAUGUGCUCAUGCACAUGAUGCUGGAGGCCGGCGCGGAAGCCAACCUCAUGGAUAUCAAUGGCUGCGCUGCCAUACAGUAUGUGCUCAAGGUCACCUCCGUGAGACCUGCCGCCCAGCCAGAGAUCUGCUACCAGCUGCUGCUGAACCACGGGGCCGUCCGAAUAUACCCUCCACAGUUCCAUAAGGUGAUACAGGCUUGCCAUUCUUGUCCCAAAGCAAUUGAGGUUGUGGUCAAUGCCUAUGAACACAUUAGGUGGAACGUAAAAUGGAGAAGAGCUAUCCCUGAUGGUGACUUGGAGAGGUACUGGGAUUUUUACCAAUCUCUCUUCAGUGUGUGCUGUAACUCUCCAAGGACCCUCAUGCAUUUAUCAAGAUGCGCCAUUCGGAGAGCACUACACAACAGAUGCCACAGAGCAAUUCCUUUGCUUUCCCUCCCAUUGUCAUUGAAAAAGUACUUGCUUUUAGAGCCAGAGGGAAUUGUUUAUUAAGCCUUAUGAGACAGCAGUUUCCAGUCCUAAAUAUUUAAGUGGACUUGCUGGGUAGACACAGUUUGCAUAAAUAAAAUGAUGCUUGGGUUGAUUAUAACACUUCAGGGAUUUCAAAACACCUUACAAACACUAUGUCAUCAAUCCUGGAGUAUCAUAGUGAAAGGAAAUAAACAGAUAAAGCUAAUAAAUUUUUAAAGACAAGAAUGUAUUCAGAAGGUACUGAUAUUACAUAAAAGCUAAUACGUACAGUACUCUUUCUAGGUGCCUAUGUAUUUUGUUUAAUUUUGUGUAUAUUAUCUCAUUUGAAAUGGGACACAAUUUUUCAUAUAACCAAUCUCAUUCUUUGUCUUAUCAGUAAUAAGUUUACAUUACUGUUCUGUUUGCAAUAUAGCAAGUUUUGUGAUCAGCUUCUUAAAGUUGGCGUCUCCCCCAACCCCCACCCUGUCACUAUUUAGCAGUAAUUAACUGUCAAUAGUUUUGUAAAUUCCUGCUCCACAAACCAAGCUCCUCAACUUUGUUUAGUGAGGUACACAUGAGUAUAGUCAAAGAGAGAUCUCUGAGUCAAAUUAGAAAUGAAGAAGAAAGACCAGUCCACUUCAUAGUUAGGAAUGGAAGUUUCAACACACACACUCAUUGAGCCAGAGACUGGAGGUCCAAAGAGGAGUCUAGUGAGAUUCCCGCCCUCUAGGAUUUCCCCAUUUAGCAAGGAUCUGGCUGUAUAAGCAGGUAACUACAGUGCAAAGUGAUGGGGCAAGGGCACAGCUGCAGACCCACAGGUGGUGCUUACCUUUCAAGUUGUGUUUCUGACAUGAAUUUUUCUUUGAAGCAUGACAAUAAAGAAUGAAAUGAUUGUGUAAAGUAGAGGGAUCUCCUGUGAUUGUUAAAAUAAAUGUAUUUUACUUUUUAAAUUUAGUUUCUGUAAACAUCUAGGUAUUGUUUUAUUUUAAUAUGUUUUCCUAUUUAGUAUCUUCCCGAAAUCUUUAAGAAAAAUAUCUCACACUGGAUGCCUCCUGUGUAUAUGACCAGGGAAUUUAGGAAACUGGAUAAAAAUAAUGUGAAGGCACUCAGUUGAUUAUACUGAUCUUUUUAUGAAACUGACUGACAUUUCUGAGUGUUUUAGCUGAAUGAUAAGGAGCACCUUAUUGGUGAUCACUGGCUUCAGAAAGCAAACUGAAAGACUUUUGUGAAAAUCUUUGAGGGACUUGGGAAAAUAAUUGUGUUACUCAGAUUUGCUAGUGAGUGGUUUGCAGAAAGAUGCAGACGAUUCACUUCUGGGCCACCAUUGCUUCAUUUUUCUGUUCUUGUGAAUCACCGUUAGAUCAACUCUUUGCCUCUGGCAUCCCUUUUUAGAGGCUAAAGCAGAAGUAAUUAAGUGCAAACAAAUCUAUUUGCCUUUUGUGAAGAGGUUUCUUUUGUUUGCAUGCUCUUCCAUCUUAUUUAACUUCCUAUGCUUGAGUGUUGAAUAGAGAUGAUGUGGAAGAGUCCACUUAGCUGCCAUUAGGCUCAACUCCUAAACUGUGAUUCUCCUACUCCUGGCACUGGGCAGAAAAAACCAUGUGAAGCUGCAGUCAUCUUUCUGAAGUAUCAGUUUUGCUCAGCUAAUUCAAGGAAAACAUUUUGUAUUAAAACAAGAUCUUUCUCAUGGAACAGAAUGUUGCAUUUGUAUGAAUUAUUCAUAUAAAACAUGACCCCUUAAGGGCCAGGGAUUUAGCUCAGUGAUUCUGCGGCCUGCAUCGGAAGCACAAGGUCCCGUGUUUGAUCCCCAGUACCAAAAAAAAAAUGACCCCUUAAAAAGUGAUUUGUAUUCAGCAAGUGGGAUUAGAACACAUCCUAGAAUAUCUGAAAGAUUGUUAGCUUCCUUCCAUCCUCAGGAGCAUGUUGACAGAGAAACUGGUGAUAUACAGACUUAAGACAAGUAGACUUAUGUUGAGGACAAGAGGAGACAGCUCCUCACAUGAGGAAAUAAAAACGUUUCUCACUUGAGUUUAAAGAUUUGUAUUAAUCUGCCAUCGAAUAUGUGGCUGCUUAUUUUGAAGUGCUUGUAUGAUUUCCCCAUCAUUUUCAAACUUUUAUUUAGAGAGCAUAAAUAAAGCUCUUUUGUU
Molecule: messenger RNA, 3383 nt
Organism: Heterocephalus glaber (naked mole-rat)
Lineage: Eukaryota; Metazoa; Chordata; Mammalia; Rodentia; Bathyergidae
Gene: Asb4
Product: ankyrin repeat and SOCS box containing 4
Biological process (GO): intracellular signal transduction
Cellular component (GO): cytoplasm
Molecular function (GO): protein binding
Source: RefSeq, a predicted model, not a curated record